Molecule: messenger RNA, 2334 nt
Organism: Photinus pyralis (common eastern firefly)
Lineage: Eukaryota; Metazoa; Arthropoda; Insecta; Coleoptera; Lampyridae
Gene: Cpsf73
Product: cleavage and polyadenylation specificity factor 73
Exons: 15
Coding region: 180-2249 (689 amino acids)
Biological process (GO): mRNA 3'-end processing by stem-loop binding and cleavage
Cellular component (GO): mRNA cleavage and polyadenylation specificity factor complex
Molecular function (GO): RNA binding; RNA endonuclease activity; 5'-3' exonuclease activity
Source: RefSeq, a predicted model, not a curated record
GCUCACUUCAGACAGUAUGACGUCUGACGCUUGUUCAUGUUUGUUUUGUUUGGUUAUGUUUCAUCAUUUUGAGCCGGGACAUAUUUUGGCCAUACAAAAAUGGUUUUGUUUCUUCAUUAAUAAUUAAAAUUACAUGAGCAAGUAAAAUUGGAGUAAAUCUGAAGGAAACAAUCCUAACAAUGGCUACGAAACGAAAGCCUGAAACGCAAGUUCCUGCGGAAGAAAGUGACUUGUUAGUUAUCAGACCGCUGGGAGCUGGGCAAGAAGUGGGCAGAUCUUGCAUCAUGAUUGAGUUUAAAGGAAAAAAGAUAAUGCUCGAUUGUGGCAUUCAUCCUGGUCUAACUGGAAUGGAUGCAUUACCGUUUGUCGACUUAAUUGAAGCAGACGAGAUAGAUCUCUUACUUAUCUCUCAUUUUCACUUGGAUCAUUGUGGCGCUCUGCCGUGGUUUUUGCAAAAGACGAGCUUUAAAGGUCGCUGUUUUAUGACCCAUGCAACAAAAGCCAUUUACAGAUGGUUAUUGUCGGAUUACAUUAAAGUGAGCAACAUAGCUACGGAGCAGAUGUUAUAUACAGAAUCAGAUUUGGAGGCGAGUAUGGAUAAAAUUGAAACCAUAAACUUUCACGAAGAGAAGGAUGUAUUGGGGGUUAAAUUUUGGGCUUACAAUGCUGGACAUGUACUUGGCGCUGCCAUGUUUAUGCUGGAAAUUGCCGGCGUUAAGAUCCUAUAUACUGGAGAUUUUUCAAGGCAAGAGGAUCGACAUUUAAUGGCAGCCGAAAUACCUACUGUGAAACCAGACGUAUUAAUCACGGAAUCUACCUAUGGAACUCAUAUCCAUGAAAAACGUGAAGAACGUGAAAGUAGGUUUACAAAUCUUGUCCAUGACAUAGUAAUGAGAGGUGGACGUUGUCUCAUUCCGGUGUUUGCUUUGGGUCGUGCACAGGAACUUUUGUUGAUACUAGAUGAAUAUUGGAGUCAGCAUCCAGAAUUACAUGACAUUCCAAUUUACUACGCCUCAUCAUUGGCAAAAAAAUGUAUGGCAGUUUAUCAAACGUACAUUAACGCUAUGAAUGAAAAAAUUCGAAGACAAAUAGCGAUUAAUAAUCCUUUUGUUUUUAAACACAUAUCAAAUUUAAAGGGUAUUGAUCAUUUUGAUGAUAUCGGGCCUUGUGUGGUGAUGGCGUCCCCUGGUAUGAUGCAAAGUGGACUGUCACGCGAACUAUUCGAGUCGUGGUGUACAGAUGCAAAGAAUGGUGUAAUAAUUGCAGGUUACUGUGUUGAGGGAACAUUAGCCAAAGCGAUACUCUCCGAACCUGAAGAAAUCGUUACAAUGGUUGGUCAAAAACUACCACUAAAAAUGUCAGUAGAUUACAUUUCAUUUUCCGCGCACACAGACUAUCAACAGACCAGCGAGUUUAUACGAAUCUUAAAACCACCUCAUGUUGUGUUAGUGCACGGCGAACAGAAUGAAAUGAGCCGUCUAAAGGCUGCCUUACAGAGGGAGUACGAAGACGAUCCAAACACUACAAUGCAGCUGCAUAACCCGAGAAAUACUCACGCAGUUGAACUCUAUUUUAGAGGCGAGAAAACUGCAAAAGUCAUGGGAUCUCUUGCUGUCGAACAACCGAAACCAGGAAAUGUUUUGUCGGGCAUACUAGUUAAACGCAACUUUAAUUAUCACAUUCUUGCCGCAGAUGAUUUAUCUAAGUAUACUGACAUGUCAAUGAGUCAAGUUAUGCAACGCCAGAGCCUUCAUUAUUCCGGAUCCAUUAGUGUUUUACGUUAUCUGGUUACUCAGGUGGCUGGUCUGUUGGAAACCAUUGAGGGCGAUAGAAAAAUGAGAGCAUUUAACGCUGUUGAUAUAACCAUAGAAAAUAAAAUCGUAACUUUGGAGUGGGUGGCAAAUCCUGUUAAUGAUAUGUAUGCGGAUGCCAUUGUUGCUGCUGUUUUACAAGCAGAAUCAUUAGACGCCCCGACUAAGAGUAUGACGACCAGUGCCAAGGUGGAUAGGAUGCAUUUUAAGGAAUGUUUAAUAGAAAUGCUACAAGACAUGUUUGGCGAAGAUUCAGUGCCCAAAAUGUUUAAAGGUGAAAAGUUGUACGUUGUUGUCAACGAAAAACGUGCAGAUAUUGAUCUUUUAAAUUUGGAAGUGGUAUGCCCAUCCGAUGAAACUUUCCAGCAAAUUGUGCAAACUGCAGUUUCUAAAUUGUAUCAGUCACUGGCACCUCCACAAGUUGAAACUGCUGCGUAACAACAAGCUCUUUCAUAGUUCUUUGAGUAUAUAAGGUACUAAUAAUUUGUAGUUAUAGCAAUACAAUAAACAUAAAUUUGUAUUA